UUGACCAAUGUACGCAUCCCAGCCUGUCCUCCCUCUUCCUCCAAUGGGAAUCCGCCGGCCUAUCGACCGGCCUAUCAGCUUUCGUAUGCUGCUCACGCCCACGACCCGAAAAGCAAGCCUGCAAAGCAGCAGCAGCAUCAGCACCACUCCACACACACUCAAAUGGGUCGUACUGAAGGUAGACUGAGGGACAGUCCCUCCAUGGAGAAGCCGCAACAGCAGCCUCAGCACCACCAUACUCCAUGCCACAAGACUUUUUCGCGACUACGCAAGAAGUAUUGCUCUGGCACUUGUCUCAAGUUUGUCUACCUAGCUUGUGCGACGCUAGUGUCAGCUAGCGUCAUUAUUGAAUGCAUUCUUGCACACCUUGUCAUCACUCCCUACAUCUCCGAGUCGGUCUUUGAGUCGGGCGUCUGCUUCCUUUACUACACUGCCACUGGAAAGCGAGUUAAGUGCGAAAACAAGUGCUCCAAGGAUCGUUCUGCCUUCCCCUGCGCAAACGUCCAAGUCAUCUACAUUCCAGCUCCUCGAGUCCAGGAGGACCAUAUUCCUGCCGUCAUCAGGGCCAUUCGGUAUCGGAAUCCCGCCGUCAGGCAAUACCUCGAGGUGAGAGAGGCUCGACUGCUCCACCUUUAUGAUUACUUCAGCACCUACGCUGCCUACAAGGCUGACAGAUGUUCCACAAGCCCUUGCAAUCGUCGAGAAGCAGACAAUGCGGAAACCGUGGACCAAUACUUGCGAGAGCUCCACGCAAUUGGGCUGAUGCCCUGCUACGCACUUCCUAUGCGGGUAGAGUUCACUCUAAAGGAAAUGCAAAAUUGGCGACGUCGCUUAAACUCGUUGCCAAUGGCGGUGGAUACAACGGGAUCACCGGAAUCUGAAAGUGAGGAGGAACUUGAGAUUGGUUCCGAUCUAGACAGCUUUCACAUUCUGCCGACUGCAAGCGAAUCCACAUUUCUCCCACUGCUGACAAUCGAGUGGCUGCGAGAGGGUGCGAACCUCUCAGAGGCAGAGGCGGCUGUCUCACGCCGACUCCUUCACCUGCCACCACCAACGCGGGGCGAGCUGAGCGCUGCAGCUCUAAUGCACCGCCUCUACCCCGACACCCUCCUCUUUCAUUCUCUCUUCUGGCCCCUUGCCAUAAUCCUUUGCGGCCUUCUUCUCAUUGCCCUAGCUUACGCUGUCGACGGCUGCAAGGUGUGGCGCACGGACAUGACUGUCAUCGCCUAA
Hydatigera taeniaeformis is the source of this 1230-nucleotide messenger RNA. Lineage: Eukaryota; Metazoa; Platyhelminthes; Cestoda; Cyclophyllidea; Taeniidae. The record is from the annotation of a GenBank genome assembly.